CAUUCCUCCGCGCUUCACCGUCUAUACCCACUUCCUCUUGAAACACUGGGGCCCAGGAAUGGAAGGCGAUGGUCAAUGGCGGCGAGUGGAGCAGGCUCCAACCUUAUGUUUCGAACGUUCAUAUCCCUUUUACUAAGUACCUAUGGUGGAGCGUUCGAUUGAGUUGGAACUGCGGGGAAGGGUCCGUCAGGUUUCGACUUUGCCGUCGCACUCGUUAGUGAAGAGUUUCUGUAGCCGGGGAAUAGGUAUAUAAGCCCGAGAGCAAAGCUUCUGGGAACUCAGAAACAAACUUCACUAAUCGAUCUCACAACCUAUCUCAUAAAUCACAACAUGCGUACCUCAGGCGCCGUCCUUGCCAUCGUUGCCUCCCUCGCUAGCUCUGUCCUCGCUGGUGGCCCGGAAAUCUGCACCAACAACAAGGACGGCUCCGGCGGAACCAACUACCAAGGUUACUAAAGAUUGCUGCGCCGCGGUCAAAUAAAAAGCCUACUUUAACGAGCACUCCCACCAGUGCAUGGGCUACGGAGGUCCGCUGGACAAUGCUGUCGAUACCGGAAAGAUGGUUGAAUGCUGCAGUAGCCGUGGGGCUGGUAGCAAAGCCGAAGUUUAACGUUUAAGAGCCUAGUAGGAAAUAUCAUCAUGUUAUUCUUCAAACAUGCCAGAACGUGACGGUGUUGGCAGCCGUCGUAGACAAGGCACCCAUGGGGAUGGUUAUUCUGAAUUCAGCAUGCGAUUCAAGAAGAACUUCACUCUCUUUGUCGUGGCGGCGGUCACCGCUAUCGUUGCGAUCCCGAUUACCCCUGCCGCGGGGUCGAACAUGAUCAAUGUCGCCGCCGCCGAGAUUUGUGGACGCUCCCGGCAGCGUCGUGACACCUGCUAA
This is a messenger RNA of Marasmius oreades (fairy-ring Marasmius), 880 nucleotides long. RefSeq lists its product as uncharacterized. Bases 656 to 880 code for a protein of 74 amino acids. The transcript is spliced from 4 exons. NCBI's taxonomy places the organism in Eukaryota, Fungi, Basidiomycota, Agaricomycetes, Agaricales, Marasmiaceae. The record is from RefSeq and is a predicted model, not a curated record.